CGCAUCCGCAUCUAACCAGUAAGCAGUGUGCACUGUGCAGAAAGCUAGGAAAAGCACCGAAGCAGUCAGCCAUGGCACCGUGCAAGAAGGUGCUGAUGCUGUGCGGCGACUACAUGGAGGACUACGAGGCCGCCGUGCCGUUCUACGCGCUCGCCGCGUUCGGCGUCGCCGUCGACUGCGUCGCGCCGGGGAAGAAGCCCCCCGGCGACGCCUGCCUCACCGCCGUCCACGAGUUCCUCGGCCACGACCUCUACACCGAGCUCCCGGGCCACCGGUUCGCGGUCACCGCCGACUUCGCCGCGGCCGCCGCGGCUGACGCGUCGCGCUACGACGCGCUCGUCGUCCCCGGCGGGAGGUUCGUCGAGCGGCUCAGCGUGGACCCGCUCGCCGUGUCGCUCGUCGCGGCAUUCGCCGGGGAGGGGGAGACGGCGACGCGCAGGCGGCCGGUGGUCGUGACGUGCCAUAGCCAGCUGCUGCUCGCCGCCGCGGGCGCCAUGCGCGGCGUCAGGUGCACGGCGUUCUUCAGCAUGCGGCGUGUGGUGGAGCUCGCCGGCGGGACGUGGGUGGAGCCUGACCCACUCGGCCUCUGCGUCGCCGACGGCAACGUCCUGAGCGCCAUCGGCUGGCCCGCGCACGGCGAGAUCAUCAGGGAGCUCCUCCGCGCCAUGGGCGCCCGCGUCGCCGGCGGCCGCGGCCAGGCCGUCCUCUUCCUCUGCGCCGACUACGUCGACGACUACGAGGCGAAUGUGCCGUUCCGUGCGCUGGCCGGCGUGGGCUGCCGCGUCGAGGCGGCGUGCCCGACGAAGCGCAAGGGCGAGGCGUGCGUCACGGCGAUCUACGACGCCACCCCGGCGGCGGCGAGCGACGAGAGGCGCGGCCACAACUUCGCGGUGACCGCGGACUGGGGCGACGUCGACGCCGACCGGUACGCGUGCGUCGUCGUGCCGGGCGGCCGCGCGCCGGAGCUUCUGGCGACGCGCGGCGAGGCCGUGGCGCUGGUGCGCGAGUUCGCCGGGAAGGGGAAGGUGGUCGCCAGCAUCGACCAGGGCCACCUCCUCCUCGCCGCGGUGGGGCUCCUCGACGGCAGGAGCUGCGCGAGCGGCGUCGCGACGAGGGUGGUCGCCGGCCUCGCCGGCGCGGCGAGCGUCCGGCACGGUGGCGCGGUCGCCGACGGGAAGCUCGUGACGGCGGCGAGCUGGCCUGACCUCGCCGAGUUCAUCGCUCACAUCAUCAGCCUCCUUGGCAUCACUGUCUCGUUCUGAAGUGAAGCAGCACUGCACUAUGCUUCUCUGUUCUCUCUGUCAUGAGUAGUACUGGAAAAUUGUCAGAUUGACAUUAGAGAAAUUUUAUAAUCUUUGAGAAUUUGGUGGUUCUAAAAUUUUACACUGGAAAUUUUGUUACGUACUUAGUAUCUAUAGGUAUCAAAAUUUACAUUAGAAAAUAUAAUACCUCCCAGUAUCUUCUCAAGGAUGGUAAAAUUAUCCUUAAUAUUAUUCUCCAAUUUUUCAUGGACUGUUCACCUUUCGUGCGAUCGAGUCAGAUAAGCUGUAUCUUUUAUUAAGAAGAGACAAAUUGUAUAUUUUCCGACGUUUUAGUAUACUGCAUCAGAUUUCAGAACUGACCUAUGUUUCUAUUGCUGAUAAGGGUAACUUAGGGGACUAAAGAACUCCAUGUUGUUUAUACAGGUGAUAAGAGACAACUGCACGAUUUGCAUAGUGCAAUGUUUUUUUUAAAAAAAAUAUAUCAAAAUGCAUUAUGGGAACUAUCAAAGUGUAUUACUUGACAUAGUUCAUGUUUUCUAGGAAAAAAGAACGGUUUUAGCAUCAGUUGUUGUUGUUUCUGACCUGAUCAGAUCUUUUCACCAGAGAACAAAAUCCAAGGCAUUUGAUGUUUAUGACUGAAAAUUGUGAAAAAAAAGAGUCAGAAAAUAAAUCUUGGUGGUCAGAGUGACAAACAUUCUAUAUCCUUUGUCUCAAAACAGGCUAGUAUUUCAGAUCUGCUAGAGAUAUCACUUAUCAGAAUCAUUACACACCAUGCACAAUUUAGCCCUACAGCUCUGCACUUUCUUCCCCAAAUCUUCUGCCAUGCUCAAAUUUGGCUUUCUGUGCACUGUGCCAUGCUGUUCCUUCUUUGCAGGUCAUGACAUUACUCUGAAUCUGAACCAGAUAUGGUAUUUCCCUUCUUGUCACACAGUCUAGCCAGCUUUUUGCAACAAGAAACUGGUACUACUGAAAAAGAUUAGAACAUUCAGCUAAGUGUCUUCCUGCUGAUAUCUCCCAUCUGUCCCCUAUUGAUGAUUCUUGAAUUGUUCUCAUCUCAUUUGAUUUCGUCCAUACUUGUCAGGCACUGAAUGUCUGAACUCUGAAACUCUCUGCAUCGCUAUAUAUACAUGGGAGGUUUUUGUCAGUGUGAUGAAGCAAGGUGACCAAGUUAAGGAGAGCAGCAGCUUGCAGAGAUGAGAAACUUGGAAGGGAACAGCCAUGGGAGUUUUCUGGUGAUUCUGUGCUGUUGAUGAUGUUUUCUCUGAAGAUUCUGCUUCUGCGAUCGAUGUGAGUUCUGUUCAACCUCGGUCUGCUCUGCACGUGCCCUGCGGUUGCUCCAUGUUGAUAGUAGUAGUAGGACAUGAAUCUGAGCUGGUUCUUGCUAAGAAUUUAGUGUCAUUUACCAUGCCUUUUAAAGGGAUAAAUAAGUUGUAAUACUGAUUUGGGGAAUGGACCAGUGUAAGUCGAUUUGUAAUUUCUGUCCAGGUUUGAACUGUAUCAGACUAUCAGUGUGUCUUGUACUGAAUUUCUUGCAUUUCAGAAAGCUUCUGAGGCCUGAAUGGAGUUUGUUCAGAUUGAGUACGGAAGUUUUUAGGUGUUCUUAAACUGAAAGUUCAGAGUAUUAUUAUUGGGGAUUUUGACUAAGUUAAGAAAAAAGAGAGAGAAAUGUUCCAGUAAAUGGCACUUAAAGAUACAGUUCUCAUCCAAAUGAUGUAUUGCAUUGUUCUUGUAACCUGAUGGAGCUGUGACUUGUAACGUAGAUUGCUUGUGUUACUGGAUGCCGGCCAAAUGGCAGUCACUUA
Messenger RNA from Oryza sativa Japonica Group (Japanese rice), 3064 nucleotides. Its product is annotated as DJ-1 protein homolog E. The record is from RefSeq and is a predicted model, not a curated record. NCBI's taxonomy places the organism in Eukaryota, Viridiplantae, Streptophyta, Magnoliopsida, Poales, Poaceae.